This is a messenger RNA of Vigna radiata var. radiata (mung bean), 993 nucleotides long. Its product is annotated as probable polygalacturonase At3g15720. Lineage: Eukaryota; Viridiplantae; Streptophyta; Magnoliopsida; Fabales; Fabaceae. Bases 1 to 993 code for a protein of 330 amino acids. Gene Ontology annotation, molecular function: polygalacturonase activity. The transcript is spliced from 7 exons. Gene Ontology annotation, biological process: carbohydrate metabolic process. The record is from RefSeq and is a predicted model, not a curated record.
AUGGCAACUCUGGUCAUACCUGCAAACUAUCGAUUCCUUCUGUCACCCUUAAUGCUAAAGGGUCCUUGCCAUGCCUCAAAUAUUCAAAUUCAGAUUCAAGGGAAAGUAAUUGCAGCUGAGAAGAAUGCAUGGGCAUCAUAUAAGUAUACUUGGAUUUUGAUCUCAAAUGUAAAUGGUCUGACAGUGGAUGGAAGUGGAGGAUCGCUGGAUGGCUUCGGUUCUUCAUGGUGGUCAUGCAGAAACUGUCAACGUCCAUCGGUCAUUACUUUCAAUUCAUGCAAUGGUCUUAGUGUUAGCUCCUUGAACAUCAUUAACAGUCCAAAAGCUCACAUAAACAUAAACAAUUGUGUGGGAGCCACAUUCUCUGCUAUCAGUAUUCAGUCUCCCGGUGACACUCACAACACUGAUGGAAUUGAUGUUUAUGCUUCAAAAAAUAUCUGGAUCAAAGAUUCUACUAUUGCAUGUGGUGAUGAUUGCAUUGCGAUCAGUGGUGGCUCUUCUUAUGUCAAUGUUACUGGGACUGCCUGUGGACCAGGCCAUGGAAUAAGUGUUGGGAGCUUGGGAAAUGGCAAUAGUAACACAGUGGAACAAGUUCAUGUACAAAAUUGUAACUUCACCAACACACAAAAUGGAGCAAGAAUUAAGACAUAUGCGGAUGGAUCAGGUUAUGCAAGAGGAAUCACAUUUGAGGAAAUUACAUUGAUACAAGCUCGAAACCCAAUAAUUAUUGACCAAUUCUACACUAACAAAGGCGUAUCUUUAAAGAAUGGAGGAGUUGAAGUGAGAGGAAUAACAUUUCGUGGAUUUCAUGGAACAAGUAUGACUGGUGAAGCUAUUACCUUAAAUUGUGGUCCACAAGGUUGUUUCAACAUUACAUUGGAUCAAAUUAACAUUGCCUCUUCUCAACAAGGAAAACCAGCUUCCUGUUCUUGCAAAAAUGCCCACGGAACAGCCACAUCUUCUGUUCCAAAUUGUCCUUCCUUAUUGCCAUGA